UCUCCAUCACAGAAAGAUGUCUUGCUCCAGCCUGUGCUAUCCAGAAUGUGGGGUGGCCCGACCCAGUCCAGUUUCUGGCAGCUGCAACGAGCCGUGCGUUAGGCAGUGUCCUGACUCUGAAGUCAUCAUCAGACCAUCACCAGUUGUUGUAACCAUCCCAGGACCAAUUCUCAGCAAUUUCCCUCAGCAGAGUGAAGUGGGAGCCGUUGGAGCACCUGUGGUCGGAGCCGGCUACGGGGGCUCAUUCGGUUUGGGCGGAUUGUACGGCUAUGGAGGCCAUUACGGAGGAUUGUAUGGUUAUGGGGGAUUAGGUGGUUACGGGGGCCGUUAUGGUUACGGGGGAGGUUAUGGGGGUGGUUACGGGGGAUUGUGUGGUUACGGGGGCCGUUAUGGUUAUGGGGGGUUGAGUGGUUACGGCGGCCGUUAUGGUGGACUGUGUGGUUAUGGAGGAGGUUACGGGGGAGGUUACGGUUAUGGGGGAGCAUGCGGUUCCGGGGUAUCUUGCCAUAGGUACCUGAGUGGAAGCUGUACACCAUGUUAAACCCUGCAGGAAUAUCAAUGGUAAAAGAAAAGACCAGGAAAUGAACAACAAGCUAGAGAUUCAGAGAUUUCAGAAGUGCUGGGCAGGCAUGGCUCCACUUGAAUUCAAUGCGAACUGUGUCUGCUCAGCCCCUUUAUCUCAUAGAGCGAUUGCUAAUAUUAUGCUUAUAAACUCUUUCUGCCAAUACUUUCCCAACCACGUGCUUAUUCUCCUAGUCACACGUGGACUCGUUCUGAAUUGCACUCGGGCUGUUUUCACUAGCCCUGCAGUGUGAAGGAAACAGGGGCCUUAAGACAGGCAUCAGUUGUAUUUAUUAUCACUUUAAUUUGUUUGUACAACUCUGCACCUGCAUAAAGGAAAAAGAACAUCUUGCCUCAAAUGCAUCUCAAGGAAGCGGGUGAUCGGUCCCAGCCCUUUUGGAAAUACUUGAAAUGCAUCCUUUCUGCUCUGUAUUAUUUCUUUCUGUAACUGCAUUGCAAAUUCAUUCUCAUU
This is a messenger RNA of Chrysemys picta bellii (western painted turtle), 1033 nucleotides long. Its product is annotated as claw keratin-like. Lineage: Eukaryota; Metazoa; Chordata; Testudines; Emydidae. Gene Ontology annotation, molecular function: structural constituent of cytoskeleton. The record is from RefSeq and is a predicted model, not a curated record. Gene Ontology annotation, cellular component: intermediate filament.